Pararge aegeria (speckled wood butterfly) is the source of this 8165-nucleotide messenger RNA. It is a transcript of the gene Mgtor, whose product is annotated as nucleoprotein TPR. The record is from RefSeq and is a predicted model, not a curated record. The transcript has 15 exons. Gene Ontology annotation, biological process: protein import into nucleus; mRNA export from nucleus. Gene Ontology annotation, cellular component: nuclear pore. Lineage: Eukaryota; Metazoa; Arthropoda; Insecta; Lepidoptera; Nymphalidae. Bases 32 to 6856 code for a protein of 2274 amino acids. Gene Ontology annotation, molecular function: structural constituent of nuclear pore.
CUAUUUUAUCAUCUAUGGUGCUGUAACAAAGAUGGAAGCCGCGAGUGUGGAAGCCGGUGAAAAAAAUCAUUUACAAAAUGCUUUAUCAGAAACAGAAAUCGCUAAUAUACCUAACGGAGUUGCCGAUAAAAUAAACAUUUACAUUGAUCAAAAAUUUGAAGAAUACCUAACAUCUAAGGCUCUACAUGAAACCAGUAAAUCACAAAUAGAUGAAAAAAAUGCAGCAACUGAAGCAACUAUCAUUGAAUUAACAGCAAAAUAUGAAGAUGCUUCCAAAAAAUUACAGAUAUCUGGGGAAACUAUCACAGAAUUGGAAAAGCAAGUUAUAUCUCUAAACACAGAAUUAGAAAAGGCUCGUGAGAAAAUAACACAAUUAGAAAAUGAAGCCAUUUCUCUUAAAAGCUCUAGAGAUGCUGCAGUUGAUGAGCGAAAUGACUUAACACGUAUAUUACAAAGGCGUGAUACCGAAAUUGAACGAUUGACUGCCAAUGAAAUAUCGUUGUCUCAACAACUUCGUGCAGCUAUUGAUUCAAAGUGUGAAGCUUUAGCUUUAAAUGAUGAAAUUCAAAGUAAAGAGCUUUCUCUUCAGUACCGUGAAAAGCGCUUGGAUCAAGAAAGGGUUUUGUUAAAUUCUCAAAUCACUGCAUUAUCUGAAGAAGUUAAUAGGCUUACAUCCGAAUUGCAAACUGUGAGAAUUAAUAAGACUAGUAGGCUAGUAAGCUUGGAAACACAACUUGCAGAAAAAAUUGAAGAAUUAAAAGCAGCUAAUGAAACAAUCGAGCAAUUGAAUGAAAUUAAAAAGAAUUUAAAUAACCGUGCUGAAAGCUUAACACAACGUUUAAUGGAACAAAGGGAAAUAGAAAAUAAAAUGGCAGAAAAUUAUAAAAAAGAAUUAGACGCUAAAACAAAAUUGUCUGAUUUAUUUAAAACUAUGCAUGAUGAUGCUGAAUCAAAAACCACAGAAUUGACUGAUGGUAUUUCCGAAUUACAGAAGUUACUCAAUGAUGCCACAGAGAAAUAUGGUGAUCUUGAAACGAAAUAUAAACAGGCUGAAUUAGAUAAUGAAGAGCUUAUGGAGAAAAAAAAUGAAAUUAUUUCUUCAUUGAAAAAUGAAUUAGAACAUGCUAAUGAUUUGUUAAAAGCUGCUACAGCACAAAAUCUUGAUAUGGCUCUCAGUGACCUGGCCCCAUCUGCAGCCACAGCUAGUAAACUUAUGAAAUCAGGCAUGUCUUUGACUCAAAUAUAUUCCCAAUUAGUAUCAGUCACAGAUGACUUAAGCCAGAAAAAGGAAGAAAAUAGACAACUUCAUAUAACUAUAAAUAAGAUAGUACAAGAAUUAGAAGAAAAAGCCCCCUUAUUGCAAAAACAGAGAGCUGAAUAUCUUGAAGCAAAAGAGAGCAAUGUAGCUUUAACGCAACAAAUAGAAUCUUUGGUUAUUGAAUGUAACAGAUUGAGAGAUGAUUACUGUGAAUCAUCUAAAAUUUCGAAUCACUACAGUCGAGAAAAUAGUCGAUUAAAAGGAGAACUGGCCGACUUAGGUAGGCAAGUUUGCUUCUUAUUAAAAGAAAUAGAACACACUCGAGGAGGUUUGCUUAACGGGGAUCAUGAUUCUUCACAUAAUACUAAUAUUACAAAUUCCUCUGACAUGAGUUCGUCUCGAAUUAUAUCGAAGACAUUAGUGACUUUUAGUGACAUCCAAGAGUUGCAGGCAAAUAAUCAAAAACUUUUACGGAUGAUUCGGGAGUUAACCGAUAAACAAGAGGACUUAGAACGCCAUAAAGAACAAUUUGAGAGUGGAGAAAUGGAAAAUAAAAUAGAAACUUUGAAGCAAAGAGUUACAGAACUAACUGAAGCCCAAGAUAGACAAACUAAAAUGGUAAAUGGUCUUAUAAGACAACGGGAUAUGUUUAAAAAACUUUAUCAUGAUCACAUGAAAGGCAAGCGUCACGAAAUGUCUGCAGUUUUAGACACUUCAGAUUUAGAAAAGGAUGAUUUACAUAUGAUGGUAGAUGUGCCAGAAAAAUCUCCAAAACCAGCUGUAGUGGAAGUUUCAAAUUUUGAAGUCAAAUUCAAGGAAACUGAGAAGCAACUCGAGCUCUUGAGAGAAGAAUAUAAAACUUAUAAAGAAGAAAAAGUUACUAAUGAGAGAAUGUUAUUUGAGCAGAUUGACAACAUGAGACAAGAAAUUGCGAAAUUAACAGCUGCAAAUAGUAAAUGUGCUUCAACAUCAGAAUAUAAUAAUGAAAGAUUAAAAAUAUUGCAAACCAACAUAGCAACAUACAAAAAACAAAUUUCAUCAUUGGAAGAAAAAAAUAAAGCCUACAAUGCCACUAUAGCUAAGCACGAAGUUUCUUUACAACAUUUGAGAGAUGAAGUUUUGAACGCACAAGGAAAGUUAGCAUCUGCAGAAAUACAGGUUGAAAACUUAAAGUUAGAAAAUAAAUUAUUAAAAGAUGCAGAAAUGCGCUUGCAGACUGAAAAGGAGAUAAUAAAUAGAGAGCGACAUGGACAAUCCUUGCUUUUGAAGAAUUUAGAAAUGAUAAAAACUAGCUUGGAACGCGUUGAGGCCGACAAUCACGCAAGAAUAGAAACGAGACUUGAUGAAGCUACGCGAGAAUGUGGAGCUUUACGAAGGAGAUUGCAAGAAGAGCAGGAUAGAUUUAGAGAACUAGCAGCUCAUCUAGAGCGCCAAACGGCUACGGCAAAAUCACGUAUGCAGGAAGAGAAAGAUGCAGCAGAUGCAAUGAGAAAAGAAAUUCAACAACUUAGAAAUGACUUACUUGAGAAAAACAAAUCGAAUGAAGAAAUUAACAAAAAACUAAAAGUUGCGCUCUCACCAAACACUGAUGGAUCGUUAGAUACCGUUAAGAGAAUUAAAGAACUCGAAAUUAAAUUGUCAGAUAGAGAUAGUGAACUAAAGUCUCUUUCAGAACAGCUAAACACUGCUAAAGAACACAUUAAACAAUAUUGUGACAUUGCUGAAAAUGCUGAGAAGGAAUUGAAAAAUCUGAACUCUGAAUAUGAAAAAUACAAAUUAGAAACUGAGGCUAAGCUUACUGAAAACGCAGAAAAGCUACAAAUUUUAGAAGAUAAGUGUUCCGAAUUAGAAGCAGAGCUCUCUCUUCAAGCUAAUGGUGAAUAUUCCACUGCAAACAUCAGUUUGAAAAAUGAAUUGGUAAUUGUCAAAGAAGAAUUAAAGAACGCAUUAACUAAUUACGAUAACUGUCGUUCUGAACUAGAUGACACACGUAGUGAAAUGACAAAAUUAUCAGAAACAGUUCAAAAGGCUGAAGAAAAAUAUACACAUGAAAUGAUUUUACAUUCUUCAGACAUCCAAACAUUAUCUAAUGUAAAAGAGGAGUUAUCAAGAGCACAAAACCAGCUUAAUGAACUUGUUGCUUUGAAAAACAAUACAGUAGAUAAAAUGGAAGCAGAAAAACUAUCAUUAAUUGAAAGAGAGAAGAUUCUUAUUAGUGAGAAUGAGCAGCUAAGUCAGCGCUUAAAAGAUCUUAAUGAUCAAAAUUCUCUGCUGCACGAACAAAUACAGGCAUUAGGUACACAGUUGUCUGUCUCUCAUGCGUCUAGGUCUUAUUCGGAGAGUAUGAGUGAAUCUGCUAAUGAUUCUAAUAUAAAUGUAUCUGUUAGUGAAGAAGAUGGAAAAUCUUCUGAGCAAUUGUUACAAGUUGUUAAACUUUUAAGAAAAGAAAAAGAUAUAACAGUAGCCAAGUUUGAAAUAUUACAAGCGGAGACAAUGAGAUUAAAAUCCCAAUUAGAAAUAACCGAAAAACAACUUGAUGGUUGUAAAUUAUCGUUGGCUUCGGAGAGAGAGAAAUCCGAAGUUAGUAUGGUAACAGUCAAUAAACAAUCUGAUAUUUUGAGAAAAGUAGAAACUCUUAAUGCGUUGACCGACAGUAAUAGAAUUUUGAGAGAAGAACGUGAUGCAUUAAGUAAUCGAGUGGAAGAAUUGACAUCGACCAUAAAAUCUUUGGAAGAACAAUUAAUACCUCUGCAGGAAAUGAUAGCUGAUUACACAUCUAAGAAUGAAACACUGCUCUCUGAAAACACUGCUUUGAAGGCUGAUUGUGCUAGGUGGAGAACACGAGUUAAUGCUCUAGUAGAACGUGCCAACAAAACUAGCCCUGAAGACUGGAAACGUCUGCAAAAUGAAAGAGAAACUCUGGCUAAAAUGCUAACAAAUGAGAAAGAAAACCUUAGAAAAGUUAGUGAGGAGUUAGGUGCUCUAAAAAUUGAAAAAUCAAAACUAGAAGAACAGUAUACACUACUUUCACGUCAACAGAAUAAUGUUGUAGAAGAAAACAAAAAAGUUAAUGAAGAACUACAAGUUCUGAAAGAUGACAUGUCACGGUUGACGGAAGAAUUAGCCAAACUUAAAGGGGAAUUCAACACAGCAGCUGAUACAAAUGCUAAGCUUUCUGAGGAAAUAAAUAAUAGAGAAGCUUCUCUUACCGAUAUAAGAAAUAAAGAAAAUCAAAUUCGUAAAAUUGCUAAAAAGUAUAAAGGCCAAUAUGAAGAACUUUUUAAAUUAGUAGAAGAGGAAAAACAAAAGAAAGAAGGUGAAGCAGCCGCUGCAGGUGCUGCAGUAGCAGAAAUAACAAAAAAAGUUGAAGAGCAGUUGACGGAAGUUCAAAAACAGUUAGACGCCGAAAAAGCUAAUAGCGACAAGUUAAAGCAAGAGAUCGAGACAUUGAAGACUGCAAACAUGGAUAAAGAGGAAAAAGCCAAACUAGUUUUAAAACACGCGAAGACCAAGAUAGUUCAGUUAACUGAGUUAAAAAAUACUCUUAGUCGUGAGUUGGAUGAAUCCCGAAAUAAAAUAGGUACCAUCGAACAAAGCACACGUGACGAACAAGAUGCUCGAUUGGAACUUAUAAAAUCACAGUACGAGGGUCGUAUCUCUCGUCUAGAGAAAGAGCGUGGGGAAGCUCAAGCUGAAAAAAUCAAGGAAGUUGAGUCACUAAUGCAAAAAAUAAACAUGUUACAAAGACAAUUGGCUAAUCAAACAUCAUCGUCCAAACAGCAGACGACAACGGAAAAAACUACAACUGACCCUCCAACAGCAAAUAUAAAACCUAUGGCUGGUGUAGCACAGCAAAGUGUAUCAGCAAGUCGACGCGGUGGCGAGACUCCGCUGGCGUCUAUCCGGCCGAUGGCGCAAGUGGGCCCCACAGCACCGCAUGACGCGCACAGCACGGAAUACAUGCCGGCCUCUUCGUCACGUCCUCUGCCCCGUGCCUCUCUCUCUUCCGCUGCCUCGACCGCCUCCGCUGCCUCCGCGGCCGCCGUCUCUGCUGCCUCGGUGGCGCCGCCAGAAUCCACGCAGGACUUGGACACCAGUGAAGCCGGCAUGGGCAGCUCAGGUUCCAGUGACAACACUGCACAGUCUUCAUCACAUUCCCAAGCACCGCAACAGGCGGUGGCUCUGGUGAUGCCGCGUAUAGAGCAGCCGAGCGGAGCCAGCUCCGGUGCCGUGGUGACGCCGGCCGUGAGCUCCGCGCCACCUGUCGCCAGCGUAACCAGCGCCGCGCCGCAACCCGCAUCCGCAUCCGCUACACCUGGCGCAAUAAGUGGGGGCCCGACCUCAGCCUCUGCGACCGGCCAGGCUUCAGGCGUGAGCACUUCGCACGCCGCGCCUCUCGUCAGCACAUCGCAUACGGCACUCGGAGUCAGCACUUCGCAUACAGCUCCUGGUGUCACAACGUCCCACACCGCACCCGGAGUAAGCACGUCCCAAACCGCACCGGGUGUCAGCACAUCUCACGCCGCACCGGGUGUCAGCACGUCUCACACGGCGCCCGGUGUCAGCACGUCCCAGACGCCACUGGGCGUCAGCACCUCCCACGCGCCGCCUGACGCCCGCCCUCAGAAACGUCGGUUGCAACAGCGACCUCUGACUGCUAAGCGUACUAGAGUUCAGGGCUUCGAACGUUCAGUGGAGGUAGAGUACCAAGUACCAACAUCAUCGCGUUGUGAUCAAGACGACGAGGGCGUUAUCGUAGUUGAUUCCGAGGAAGACGACGAGCGAUGCACUGGAACAAUGUACAGGGAGGGUGAAGAAGAUGAAGACAUGGAAGAAGAACAGGAAGUUGAAGGAGGGGAAGAAGAAGAGGAAGUAGAAGGCGAUGAUGCUGAACACGCAGCUCGGCAGGAAUCUCCGGCGCAGUCUCCGGUCGCGGGCGGUGUGGAAGGCGAGGACAGUGCGCGAGGCGACAGCAGAGCGAGCGCUGUGCGUGAACCGGACAGCGAGCCUGCGCCCGCCAUCCAACAGAUUGAGGCCAUCAGCAGCGGCACCGAGCCGAGCGGAACCCUUUCCCUCGGAGGUGGCGGUGCUGAUGACGGCGACGAUAGCAUAGUUCCUUCAACUCCUACUCUUUAUGUUCCUAGGCGAAAUGACGGGUUCGGCGAAGCGGUAGUGUCGCCGGUAGGCGGGCCGGGCGCGGGUGCCGCUAGUGUGGAAGGAACGGGUGCGCGGUUUACCUUCGCGGAGGCGGGUGGUGCCGCCAGCCACCACGACACGCAUGCCGACCUCGCCGCUGCAUUACCACCACCGCAUGCCCGAGCAGAAGGCGCAGAGUCGCGCGAGUGGGAGGAGUCUCGAGGCGAAGAGGAAGCCGCUGCAGUCAGCUCGCAGGGUAGUGAACCCUCAUCGCCGCACCAGGUCGCAGAAGAGGGUCGCGAAGCGGAAGCAAGUGCUGCACCGCGCCGGCCCGCGCCGUCUCAGCACCCGACGCACCAACGUUGGAUGCGCGCCGCUGAUAGUGAAAGCGGGCCACGCGGCCGAGGCAUGCGCGGCCGAGGACGUCCUCCGCGGCGCUCGCACAACUAUACAAGAUUCUAAGCCAUAUUGUAAUUAAUUUCAUAAGGCAAACUCUAUAGACUGUUCGCUUUAGCGUUGUGAACUUGGUGUUAAUGGUAUUCCAACUUCUCAAUUUAUUUCUACUUUCUUAUAUUAUAGAUAAGGAAUAAGUGAUUUGGUUUUAUAUUGUGCUUAAAGAACGAUUACUUUAAGCUUGAGAUACACUUUUAGACGUGUUAUGUGUAAUUCGUUCAAAAUGUAUACAACCAGGAAUGUUAUAAUGUGUUGUAUAAUAUAUCUUACUAUAAUAAAUAAUUGACGUUUCAGUAUUCAGCCGGUAGCAUGAAAGCUUUUUUAAGAUGAUGCUAGUGAAACAAGUCACGUCACACGUAACUACAGCGUUUGUAGCGAGACCAACCGCGUUGCCACGUUUUUAAAAAUGUUCAGUCAUCUUAAUAAUAAUAAUAAUUACGUUUAGUUAAGAUGAAAAUCCAUAGCUACAACAAUAACAAUUAUCUUAUUUACUAUAUUAUAAACUAAAAUUGGCCAAACUUAUAAGUAAUAAAUAAUUAGGAAUCUCCUAACUAAGGUAAGUACCCUCUUGAGCACUUGGUGUGUAAGUGCUCCGUAUCUUAGGUUUCAUGGAAACUUACGUAAGAGCCACGUUAGCGUUAAUCUGAAAUUUUUUUAUCAAACGUCAUUUCAUCUUCAUAAAAACUUCACAGACUAACUUAAAUCCGAACUAGAGUUUGUUAACUUGAUAAGUUACACUGUAUUUCUAAAAGCGCGUUACCACGUGUGUUUUGGCGUUGAGGCACGCUGUGAGAUGGUUUUGACAAAAGAGGCGUUUUCUUUCAUUUACCUGAACAGUGUUAAAAGUAUGUAAGUAAAAGGACACUCUACACGCGAUGCGAACACUCGCCACAAACGCCUCACCUUUUAUUCAAUCUAUGCGUGCGAUAAUCGUCAAAAAUACGUAUUAUUUUUUACUGCCUUGACAAACACUUAAUUUUUUAAUGUUUGGCUAUAAAAAUGUGUAUCUCUAGUUUAAAUGAAUUGCUAUCCUAAAUAAAUGUCUUUAUACUAUAGGGAUUAGCCCACAUUAACUGUAUCCCAAUGUAUUAUGCGUCAUAAAAAAGUUUUUCAUUGAAUAGAAGAAAGUUUUCGGAUAAUUAACUAUAAAUGACAUGACAUUUUUCGUUUUCUGAAUUAUUGUAAGUACAUAUUAUAAAUCUUGAAAGAAACUUUAAUUUUUAAAUAAGUAAUUUGUAGUAAUAAGAUGAACAUUUCCAUACAUUUAAAUUUUGUUAUAAUGUCGUUUAUGUAGAAUAAUAAAAGUAAUUACAAUCUC